UUUCUGGUUCGGCAAUAUUUCACCCACGUUUGCUGAAGAUUUCUGAUAUCGUCAUCGACAUUGUCGACAUCAUCAUCUCCUUCAUCAUUAUCAUUAUCAUCACACUCAUGUUUACAACAGCUGCAGUCCUGUAGUAUUAUUGUAGAAUCAACAGUGUAACACUUUGACGGGAUCAGGCUAUGUUUAAUCAAGGAUGGCUUUUAAUGCUUUAUUUGCAAAUUUUCAGAGGAUGUAGCACGACGCAAAAGCAACACCUGAAAAUACCAACUGACUGUAAUGUCACACCUUGGGAUUUAUGUAUGGGUUAUACUAAAAUACAAUGUCGGGGAAAUUCGCUCGAUCUAAAUAAGCAACAUUCUUAACCCAGACUUCUGUAUGCCGGCAUCACCCACACUACAUCAGCUGGGGAAUGUAUGUCCUGUCUCAUACUGGGUCAUACCAGUAGUCGAGUGACAGCAAAACUCUUUAAGGAUGCAGCAGCCGGAAUGAUUCAUCUCUGUUUUUUCCUUAAAAAUACAGAAAAAUCACAGUUUCUUCACAGAGUUUUUUCCAGAUGUUCCACAGAUCAAAAUGUCACUUAUCCAGUUCUCCAAACAAACGUGUAGAUUAUUUCUGCUUUUUAUCAUUCCGGGAACGUUAAGUGAUGGGCAUGGUAGUAUGGGUACCUGUGAUAUGGACGCUACAACUUGCGAGUUUUUUCUUGACGUUCAAUUAUGGCUGCCAAUGCGGAAAGGCGUUAACCAGAAGGUAUACAUAAAUGAAACUAACGGCAAACUGUACCUGCAUGGCGGUGACCCUAACGUGACAAUAGAUCCAGAUGACGUUGUUCUUGCUGAUGGAUCAAAACAUGAAAGAGUUUUGUAUUUGUUCAAUAAAACAAUGCCUGGACCAACACUGACUGUCUACGUGAACCAAGAAGUUAUUGUUCAUGUGAAGAACAAUUUGAUAAGUGAUGGAAUCUCGGUUCAUUUUCACGGAAUCGAGAUGCGAGGUACUCCAUGGAUGGACGGAGCAGCGUUCAUUACCCAGUGUCCAAUAUUACCUGGUCAGACAUUUACGUAUAGAUUUAGACCGAACCGAAGUGGGACUUACUUCUAUCAUUCCCAUACUGGAACACAGAUAAAUAUGGGUCUGUCUGGAGCAUUUAUUGUUAAGGAAAAGCAAACUGACAAUACUGAGGAACAUAUUAUAUUUGUACAGGACUACAGUAAUGAACAAACAUCUGAUGAAGUCUUCACAAGAAUGUAUUUGGGGGACAUUAACCCCGACGGCGUCCCGCUUAGGCCUUCUGGGAAAAUUGAUGGUACUCUCGAAACUUUAGUAGAUUUUAAAUCCUCAUUAAUAAAUGGUAGAGGUAGAGUGUUUGACUCACAAGGAGGAGAAUUAACGAAAACGCCUUUAAGCGUCUUCAUGGUAGAACAUGGGAAACAGUACAGAUUUAGGGUGAUUGGAGGAGGCUUUGGUAUUCAGCACAAAGUGUCCGUUGAUGGUCAUAAGCUGAAGCUCAUUGCCGCCGACGGCCUAGAUGUGGAGCCAGUAAUUGCAGACUUUUUUAUCCUGCACAGCGGCGAGAGAUUCGAUUUCAUUAUUCAGGCUAAUGAAACGGCCAGUAACUACUGGAUUAGGGCAGAUACAUUACAACCAAUUAAAAACUUAGCCGGAUAUGCAAUUCUUAGGUACGAAGGAUCCGAAGAAGUCGAUCCAAUAUCUAGUAUCAAUAUGUGCAAUGAAAGUAUCCCAUGUACUGUUGUUAAUUGCCCUUUCGAAACGUAUCCAAACUGGAACUGUGUACAUAUUGAUGAAAUGCAUUCCAGUAACAAUGAUCCUGCGCCAUUAGCAACCUCGGCAAAUUUUAAAGAAUUCUUUGUUAAUAUGGCUGGAGCACUUGGUGAAGACGGUGUAGUAUAUUUACACAUGAAUGGAAUUAGUCUAAAACUGCCAACAGUGUCUGCUUUAACACAACCCAAAGAGCUUACUGGACUAUGUGGCAAAUGCAUGCCUAAUAAAGUUUGCUUUUGUAACAGACCUCUUAAUGUGGACUUUGGAGACGUUGUGCAGAUAAACUUUCUGAGCCGUGGAUUUUUGAACGUUAUUAAUCAUCCAAUCCAUAUACAUGGGUAUUCAGUUCAUGUGCUAAAGGUUGGUUAUCGCCAAACAAACGCAAGCUUUGCUAAUUUAGGAGAUAACGCCGAUAUUAACUGUCCUGGGCAGUGUUACUCCAAUGCAUCCUGGGCAAAUGAAACCUGGAAAGGAGGAAAUAUUCCCGGUGUGGAUCUAACUCGGGCACCGCGCAAGGAUACAAUAACAGUUCCGGCUGGUGGCUAUGCAGUCGUUAGAUUUGUAGCAGAUAACCCUGGACUUUGGUAUAUUCACUGCCAUCAAGAAUUUCACAGCAAAUUUGGUAUGGGAUUACUUCUGAACGAUUCCUUUUCACGCAUUCCGCCUCCCCCGGCUGGAUUUCCAGAAUGUAGAAGCUUUCCGCCUCCAGAUUGGGUGGCCAAUCCACCACAACCGACAAACAAUGAUGACGACUCAGAGGUUGACAAGGCAGAAGAGAGGACGUUUUCCGAAGAAGAGUUUUGGGGAAUGUUCGGAGCACUCAUGUUUGUCAUUUUGCUGCAGUUUAUUUUGUUCAUUAUCUGUAUGAACAGACAUAACAAAGCUUCGGUGUCGUUCUAGUUGAAAAUCAGCUGUACUGUCAUGCACGGCAAUAUCUUGCGAUGCACCGUCUGUUCCGUAUAUGCAGCAUUGGAGUAGUUUGAGGUCGUUAAGACUCUUUCAUUUUAGUUUGUUUAACAUAAUACAAUGAGGAAAAAGUACGGGUUUGAUUUCGAUAAUGUUUAUAAACCGUGUGUAUAAUGAUAUAUUUAACUUUUUCCCAUUGUGAAAAAUAAGCAAAAUAAGUAACUUAAACCAUUGACAUAAACUUUGCCAUUAAAAUUCCGUUAUGGAAAUUUACGAAAAUAAUACAUAACAGCGGAAUAAAAUUUUACGCAAAUUUUGGUUUUUAUUCAAAUUACCACUGAUUGAAAAUCCUUACGUUCAAUUUGUCAAACCAUAUUUUUUCAAAACAUCAAUGUAUUCGAAGUAAUUCCAUCAAAUAUAUUUAUUCAGAACAUCAAUGUAUUCCAAGUAAUUAUAUUAAACCUUAUUUAUUCAGAACAUCUGUGUAUUCAAAGAAAAUUUUUUAAACCGUAUUUAUUCAGAUCAUUUCUUAAACCGUGUUUAUUCAGAGCAUCAAUGCAUUCGAAGUAAUUUUAUUAAACUAUAUUUUUUCUAGAUAAAAUUAAUGUUAUAUCGUCACCGUGCGGAAUAGCUGCACAAUUAUGUAAAUGUUUUAGCGCAUAUUCAUUUUUUAAAUUUACUUGUCACGUUGUUUUAUAUAAUACUAUACAACGUAACGUUUUAUUUUAUGUGUAUAUAGCUGAUUAAAAAAAAAUAUAUAUUAAUCAUUCGUUAAAAAUAUUUAAUAAACAUUUAUACGA
Messenger RNA from Mercenaria mercenaria, 3485 nucleotides. RefSeq lists its product as uncharacterized. Bases 571 to 2679 code for a protein of 702 amino acids. The record is from RefSeq and is a predicted model, not a curated record. Gene Ontology annotation, molecular function: oxidoreductase activity; copper ion binding. Lineage: Eukaryota; Metazoa; Mollusca; Bivalvia; Venerida; Veneridae. Gene Ontology annotation, biological process: iron ion transport. Gene Ontology annotation, cellular component: plasma membrane. The transcript is spliced from 5 exons.